CAGUACAAACAGCUAACGAAGUUCGUGUUGUACACAGCUUAGAGGACUGUUGUAUGAACUUUCCUCUACGUCGAAUUUUGUCAGGCAACUAAGUCGUUAGGAUAGACUUUUCGUACAUACGGGUAUCUUGGGAGAUGGUUAUUCUGUGAUUCUGUUUUUGUUUUAUGAUAAAAUAAGUUGCCGACCACUACAAAUUGAGAAAGCCGACAAAAUAUUGUGUCCGCCCAAAACGAAAUUCUACUUUGGUUUGAUAACGGACAGCUGUACGCUUUUGCUGUAAUUGAACCGGUGCCAUAAUGUCUGAAGCUUACUUUCAACUUCACCCCCACCUUCCCGUUACAACUGGAAUUCAACAAAAGGACACUACGUUUACUAAGAUCUUCGUAGGGGGUCUUCCCUACCACACCACUGACAAGUCACUUCGACAGUUUUUCGAAGGAUUCGGUGAAAUUGAAGAGGCUGUAGUGAUUACAGAUAGACAAACUGGCAAGAGUCGAGGUUAUGGAUUUGUGACUAUGGUGGACCAACCAGCGGCUGAAAGGGCAGUGAAAGAUGCCAAUCCUAUCAUCGAUGGGAGGAAAGCCAACGUUAAUUUAGCGUACCUCGGGGCCAAACCAAGAAGCAAUACAGUAAAUGGUUUUCCUUUACCGGUGAUGUCAGGUUUUCCGACUGUAUUACCAAAUCAGUACAGUCUGUCUCCUCCGUAUAUCUAUCCAUCCCCAUACGUUACAUCAUCAUCAAGCUUACUGUUACCUUCUCACUUGCCUUUGUCAUCAGCUUCAGCAACAACAUGGCAGUUUUAUGACUACGCAGCUGCGUACCACCCCACUCAAUACGCUAACAGCUUGGAUCCGGCCAGCUACGCCUUUCCGAGUGUUACCUCAGUUCCAUCCACUGGCCAUGGAAUCUCGCCUUAUCUACCACCUCAUCUUUACCCAUACACCGGCCCCCAGGCUUUACCUGGGCUUGGAACUGUUGCUGGAUUUACACCUUAUGCACCCCAGCCCCAUAUACAGGAAGCAAGGCUGCAAUGACAAAGUUCUAGUUUCGAGAGAGUAAAGAGAAAGAUGUUUUGAAAAUGCCUUAUUUAAUAUUAAAAGCACUGUGUCUUAAUUGAACUCUAUAGUGCAAGAGUACCUGUUCGGAAUGUAACAAUACUUUUUACGGACGACAGUAAUAUCUUAGCGAUUUGUAAGCUUAAUUCGUAUAAUGAAACAAGAAGUUGAGAAACAUUAUUGACCUCAAAGCUGCGUGUGUUACGUUUAGUAAUAUCUCUUAAAUUUCAGGCAUAUAUUUAUUACUUUAACAAUUAAAGCUUCAGUUCUUGUUACAGUUGUGGAUUUCAAUAAUGUAUGAUCCUUCUUAGGUCGUGUAAUCAAAGCAGCUACCUUCAAUAACAUAAAUCCAUUCUGUCCACUUCAUCUUAUAGUAGUAGGAAUUAGUGACCUUGCAUUGAAGUAACAAGGGGUUUAUAUAACACAGAAUAGGGCUUAGACCUUACUUUAAUUUUUUAACCCGAUAGCAUCUUUGUAGACGAUGUUUAACUGUGGAAAUUAAUCUUAAACCCCACGUGGUAAGUUAUCUGUGGAGAGUCAGGUUCACAUGGUUUGUGAGAUUUUUUUUUGGGGGGGGGGGGUGUAAUUUGAGAUAUAGGUGACGCAAAGAAAAUUUUGAUGGUUGAAAAGAUUAGAUAUGUAAUUCUAAAACAUUUAUGUUUGGUUAUACCGUAUCCCAUAUUUCUGGUAUUGGCAGUAUAACAAUUGCCAUAUAUUUAGCUUAUAUAUCAUUGUUAAUAGUAAUCUGAUAUCACGUUGCGACGUCAAGAAGUUUACAAGUGUAUGCUAGUCGCCUUCGAUAUGUGUAAUUUAUUAUAACGUAUAUGUCUGUGUAAAUCAUGAAUUUUGUGUUAAGAAAUAUGUCCUAAAAUGAUUAAAACUGUUUUACGUCACAGUGCUUUUGCGAUUUCCUUCGUUGGUGGGGAAAAAAGGUAUUUUAAAAACGUUGAUGUUGAAGUGCAUUUUUUAUUUUUAAUCUUCUUUUGUAUGUGGAAAAUUUGUGUAAUGUAAGCCACUUAGGCCAAGUUUUGCAUAUAAAAUUGAGAUUUUUAGACUUCAAGUGUACGAAACAAUAUAAAAAACAUAGGCCCACUGCUCGGAUUUCAUUUUUUAAAAGAGAAGCCAUUUCAUACAAUUGCAUAUUUUAAAAUUUAUUUUAGCUAAUAAAAUGCCAAAAAACAGGUGUUUGGUAAAAACGUAAUAAUUAAUUAAGAAAUAUUAUUUAUCUUGUGCUGUAAAUAAAUAAUUGUUCCACCCACAUACGCAUCUUAAGAACUGUGUCUUUGUAAACUUUGUAUUUACGAAACGAAAACGUUCACUGUUCACAAUAUAGUUGAGUUUUAGGAGUAAUAAAAUAUGAG
Limulus polyphemus (Atlantic horseshoe crab) is the source of this 2416-nucleotide messenger RNA. RefSeq names its product RNA-binding protein 38-like. The transcript is spliced from 4 exons. The record is from RefSeq and is a predicted model, not a curated record. Gene Ontology annotation, cellular component: cytosol. The coding region runs from base 297 to 1034 and encodes 245 amino acids. NCBI's taxonomy places the organism in Eukaryota, Metazoa, Arthropoda, Merostomata, Xiphosura, Limulidae. Gene Ontology annotation, molecular function: RNA binding.